Micromonas commoda is the source of this 552-nucleotide messenger RNA. RefSeq lists its product with no specific name. NCBI's taxonomy places the organism in Eukaryota, Viridiplantae, Chlorophyta, Mamiellophyceae, Mamiellales, Mamiellaceae. The transcript has 2 exons. The record is from RefSeq and is a predicted model, not a curated record. Bases 1 to 552 code for a protein of 183 amino acids.
AUGAGCGGGAAAGUUUGGGCGCUCACCGGCGUCGUCGGUGACGGUCGUCGCCGCCUCGGCGGCGGCCGCCUUGCGCUCCGCGGUCAGCUUGAGCGAGGUGAGCUGGCGGAUGGCGUCGUCGAUGUCGCCGCACUUCUCCAGGAUGGAGGACACGUCCUUGUCCAUCUCGGCGGGGAACUGGUCGAUGAAUCGAACGAGCUCCUCGGCCUGCUGAACGUUGAGAGAGAAACCCCUCAGGUGCAGGAGCUUCCUGACGAACGAGUGACCGGUCCUGUGCCUCUUGUACCAGUUCGCGCCGCAGCCCUCCGCGACGUGCGAGUCGUAGCCGUGUCUUCUCUUCCUCCGUUCGUUGGGAGAAAUUGGGCUGAGGACGGCUGGAGCCGUCAGGCAGACCUCGGCCAUGCAAACCUUGCCGGCGGACGACGCGGAGCGUGGACCGUUCGAGAGUCUUGCGCGCGGGCCGUGCGUGAGAACACUGCCGGUGGCGUCAAACACUCGUCUCUCGGUGCGGUGCCCUCGCACCUCACAAUGGAGCCGGCGGAAGGAUCUUGA